Notechis scutatus (mainland tiger snake) is the source of this 6828-nucleotide messenger RNA. Lineage: Eukaryota; Metazoa; Chordata; Lepidosauria; Squamata; Elapidae. The record is from RefSeq and is a predicted model, not a curated record.
AUGGCUAAGAACUAGCAAGUUAUGUUCAAGACUAUGUUGGCUCAGCUUCCUACUGCUAUAAAUGGAGGCCCAAAUAUGUGGGCCAUCACUUCUGAAGAAAGAAAGAAAUAUGAUAAACAGUUUGACAGCCUUAAGCCAGUUGGGGGUUACAUUACAGGUGAUCAAGCACGAAUGUUUUUUUUACAGUCAGGUUUGUCAAAUCCUGUUUUGGCUGAAAUAUGGGCUCUUAGUGACCUGAAUAAAGAUGGGAAAAUGGAUCAACUGGAGUUCUCCAUAGCUAUGAAACUCAUCAAACUAAAACUGCAAGGCCAGUCCUUGCCUAUGGUGCUUCCUCCAAUCAUGAAACAGACCCCAGCGUUUUCUCCCUUGAUUUCUGCUCGUUUUGGUAUGGGCAGUAUGCCAAAUCUGUCUACAAUAGCACCUUUGGCUCCCAUGUCCAAUCUGACAUCUGUACCUUCCAUUUCUCCCAUGAUGAUUUCAACCCCGUUAUUGCCUUCUGCCAGCCCUUCAUCAUUGCCAAAUGGAACCCCCGGCCUUCUUCAGCCAUUAGCUAUGUCCUAUUCUUCCACUUUGCCUCAUUCUAAUUCAUACACUCCCGUGAUAGGAGGAUUUGGUGGUUCCAACAUCCAGAAAACUCAGUCCUUAAUAGAUUUAGGAUCUAGUAGUUCAAAUUCUUCUUCUACUACCUCAUUAACUGGCAAUUCACCAAAGGCAGGAUCUUCAGAUUGGGCAGUUCCUCAGGCUUCAAGAUUAAAAUAUAGGCAAAAAUUUAAUUACCUUGAUAAAGGAAUGACUGGAUAUCUUUCAGGAUUUCAGGCAAGAAAUGCUCUUCUACAAUCAAACUUAUCUCAGACACAGUUAGCCACUAUAUGGUCUCUGUCUGACAUUGAUGGUGAUGGACAGCUGAAAGCAGAGGAGUUCAUCUUAGCUAUGCAUUUAACUGAUAUGGCCAAAGCUGGGCACCCACUCCCACUAAGUUUGCCGCCUGAGUUUGUGCCCCCUUCUUUGAGAAAUGGAAAGCAUUUGGAAAAUAUUAACUGUGCUCUGCCAAAUUAUCAACAAGAAGAGGAACCUCCCCAGAAACUUCCAGGUACCUUUGAGGAUAAGAGGAAGGCAAACUAUGAAAGGGGCAACCUGGAACUGGAGAAACGACGCCAAGUGCUCCUUGAGCAGCAGCAGAGAGAGAUGGAACGUAAAGCACAGAAAGAAAGAGAAGAAAAGGAGCGAAGAGAAAGGGAACGGAAGGAACUGGAGCAGAAGAAACAACUUGAGCUAGAAAGGCGCUUGGAAAAACAGCAAGAGAUGGAGAAACAAAGGGAGGAAGAACGGAAAAAAGAGAUUGAAAAACGAGAGGCAGCUAAACAAGAACUCGAGCGUCAAAGACGACUUGAAUGGGAGAGGAUUCGUCGUCAAGACCUUCUUAAUCAACGUAAUAGAGAACAGGAGGAAAUUGUGAAGUUAUCUUCUAAAAAAAAGAGUCUUAAUCUUGAACUAGAUGCACUGAAUGACAAACAACAACAGAUCUCUGGAAGACUAGAAGAUGUCCGUAACAGAAAACAAAAGUAUAAAAAUGAGUUUGCCAAUCUAGAAAAGAAAUGUGAUAUGGGAAUUACUGAAAUCAAGCAAUUGGAACAACAGCUUCAAGUAUGUGAUGUUUUAUUAAGUCUGGGCUUCGUUCCCACAAAAUGAUAGUCAAUGCAGAGGUGGUGGAGAAUAUUGCACUUACUUGUCUAUUAAGGCUAUAAUCUUCUGAAUACACCUCUAAAUUCACUGCAGAAGAAAUCAUCUGAAAAAGAAGUAUUAUGCCAAAAACUUCAGGAACAACUAGAUACAUUAGAAAAAGAAACCACUUCCAAGCUGUCAGAAAUUGAUAUGUUUAAUAAGCAGCUCAAGGAGCUAAGAGAAACUUACUGCACACAGCAGAAAGCACUUGAACAGCUCCACAAAAUCAAAUAUGAAAAAAUUCAAGAACUGGAAAGAAAAAGAACCGAACUUGCUUUGAAAAAAAGAAUAGAAGAUGAAACUACACGAAAAGCAAAACAGGAAAAGGAGAACUUGUGGCAAGAAACCGUCAGGAAGGAAGAAGAAGAAAGAAAAAAGCGUCUGAAAGAAGAUCGAAUGCAGGAAAAGAUCCAUGAGGAAAAACAAAGAGCUGAGGAGGUCAUUGCACGAGAGAGGGAGAUCCAGAACCAAAAACUGGCAGAGGAGAAAUUUGAAGAGAAAAGACAAAAUAAAAAAGUAGGAAUUCUAAGAGAACCUGAGCAGCAAAGGCAGAAACAAAAGGCAGAAGAAAAAAAAAGACAGGAGAAAAUUGCAAAAGAAGCUGAGGAGAAACUUAAACGAUUUGAAGAAGGGAAGAAAAGAAAAGAUAUUUUUAAUUUGCAAGAUUCUGAGAAAUCUGUUUCUCACUUAAAUGAGAAAAACGUAAAUGUUCUUAAACAAACAAAGGGAAAUCUUAAGUCUGUCGUGAAAAGUGAAGGCCACACAGUUAGUGCUGCUGAUUCUAAGACAUCAGCCGGCUUUGUGAAUUAUAGAGCUUUAUACCCAUUUGAAGCCAGGAAUCAAGAUGAGAUAAGCUUCCAUUCUGGAGAUAUUAUUGAGGUUGCUGAGAAAACUGAAGGAGAACCUGGCUGGUUAUAUGGAAAUUUUCAAGGACAUUUUGGCUGGUUUCCAUGCAAUUAUGUAGAGAAAAUAUCUGAAAAUGAAAAAGCUGUUUCACCUCCCAAGAAAGCCUUACUUCCUCCUACAGUCACCGUACCAGCAGUUCCUCUAGAAGUACAUUCACCCAGUAAACCAGCAGACGAAGCAGAGUACCAAAAUGUAUCUUUCACAAACUUAAAUGCUAGCUCAUGGCAGAAAAAGUCUGCCUUUACUCGUACUGUUUCCCCAGGAUCUGUUUCUCCCAUCCAUGGACAGGGACAAGUGGUAGAAAACAUAAAAGCACAAGCACUUUGCUCUUGGACUGCAAAAAAAGAUAAUCACUUAAACUUUUCAAAAAACGACAUAAUUACUGUGCUGGAGCAGCAAGAAAAUUGGUGGUAUGGAGAAGCUGGUAAAGGAAGAGGAUGGUUUCCCAAAUCCUAUGUGAAGAUUUUACCUGGAAAUGAAUCCCAAAGAGAGGAACCAGAAGCUGUUUAUGCAGUUAUAAAUAAGAAUCCUUCCACAUCAAUUGGUGUUUCAGAAUAUGUAGCACUAUAUCCAUAUUCAAGUUCCGAGCCUGGUGAUUUAACUUUCACUGAAGGUGAAGAAAUAGUAGUGAGUCAGAAAGAUGGGGAAUGGUGGACUGGAAGAAUUGGUGAUAGAAGUGGAAUCUUUCCUUCAAACUAUGUCAAACCAAAGGAUCAUGAUAUUUCUCCUACGGCUAGCAAAACAGGAACAUUAAAUAAAAAACCUGAAAUUGCUCAAGUUACAACAGCCUACACUGCAUCAGGAACGGAACAGCUGAGUCUCGCUCCUGGACAGUUGAUUGUGAUUUUGCAGAAAAAUUCUACUGGAUGGUGGCAAGGAGAACUACAGGCAAGAGGAAAAAAAAGACAAAAAGGAUGGUUUCCUGCUACUCAUGUGAAGCUGUUGGGUCCCAGCAAUGAAAAGACUAUGCCAGCUGUUCAUCCAGUGUGUCAAGUGAUAGCAAUGUAUGACUACACAGCAAACAAUGAAGAUGAGCUCACUUUUUCUAAGGGGCACCUUAUAAAUGUAAUGAACAAAGAAGAUAUGGAUUGGUGGCAAGGGGAAAUCAAUGGAGUUUAUGGCCUCUUUCCUUCAAACUAUGUGAAGAUGACUGUAGACUCUGAUCCAAGUCAACAGUGGUGUGCUGAUCUCCAGAGUCUUGACACAAUGCAACCCACGGAAAGGAAGAAGCAGGGUUAUAUACAUGAGUUGAUCCAGACAGAAGAAAAAUACAUGGAUGACCUUCAACUUGUCUUGGAGGUUUUCCAGAAACAAAUGAUUGAAGCAGGCUGUCUCACGGAACCCGAAAUGGGAUUAAUCUUCGUCAACUGGAAAGAGCUCAUAUUGUGUAAUACAAAGUUAUUGAAAGCCCUUCGGGUACGUAAGAAGACUGGGGGAGAAAAGAUGCCAGUACAGAUGAUUGGUGACAUCUUGGCUGCUCAGUUAUCCCAUAUGCAAGCCUAUAUUCGAUUCUGCAGCUGCCAGCUUAAUGGAGCUGCCUUGUUACAGCAAAAAACAGAUGAAGAGCCAGAGUUCAAAGAAUUUUUGAAAAAAUUGGCCUCAGAUUCCCGCUGUAAAGGCAUGCCCCUCUCCAGCUUUCUCUUGAAACCAAUGCAGAGAAUUACUCGCUACCCUCUGCUCAUCAAGAGUAUUCUGGAGAAUACCCCCGAAACUCACCCCGAUCACAAUAAUCUGAAGCAGGCUCUUGAGCGUGCUGAAGAAUUGUGUUCCCAGGUGAAUGAGGGGGUGCGUGAGAAGGAGAAUUCAGACAGACUUGAAUGGAUACAGUCCCAUGUCCAAUGCGAAGGACUUGUUGAGCAACUGGUUUUCAACUCACUGACCAACUGUUUGGGACCACGGAAACUUCUGCACAGCGGCAAGCUUUAUAAGACAAAGAGCAACAAAGAACUCUAUGGUUUUCUCUUCAAUGACUUCCUCCUUCUCACCUACAUGGUGAAGCAGUUCGUCUCUACAGGAUCAGAGAAACUGUUCAGUCCCAAAUCAAAUUCCCAGUUUAAAAUGUACAAAGUGCCUAUUUUUCUUAAUGAAGUCCUAGUGAAAUUGCCAACUGACCCUUCUAGUGAUGAGCCAAUUUUCCACAUCUCCCAUAUUGACCGAGUCUACACACUGAAAACAGACAAUAUAAAUGAAAGGACUGCCUGGGUCCAGAAAAUUAAAGGCGCCUCAGAACAAUAUAUUGAAACUGAAAAAAAGAAACAUGAAAAGGCUUACCAAGCUCGAUCACAAAAAAGUUCAGGAAUAGGACGCUUGAUGGUGCAUGUGAUUGAAGCAACAGAAUUAAAAGCCUGUAAACCUAAUGGAAAAAGCAACCCAUAUUGCGAAGUUAGCAUGGGAUCUCAAAGCUACACUACCAGGACACUACCAGAUACCUUGAAUCCCAAAUGGAACUUUAACUGUCAAUUCUUCAUCAAAGACCUUUAUCAAGAUGUAUUGUGUAUCACCAUGUUUGACAGGGAUCAGUUUUCACCUGAUGAGUUUUUGGGUCGCACUGAAGUUCCUGUAGCCAAAAUCAGGACAGAGCAAGAAAACAAAGGACCUACAACUAAACGUUUACUACUGCAUGAAGUACCAACAGGGGAAGUUUGGGUACGCUUUGAUUUACAGUUAUUUGACCAGAAAACACUUGUUUAAAGAGAGAAAAUAUGUUUUAUUUAUAACAGCCAGGACCAGCAUAGAUCAUUGAACUGCUCUUACUGGCAUGUUUUACAAGCGGUGUAUAAAUAUUGCUGCAAAAUCAUUUUGCCUGGUCACAUGGACAUUAUUUCUCCUUGUAUAUAUUAUUUAGUUCUGUGCUUUGCACUCUCCUAUGUUGGUGGCAAUCUAUGCAAUAUACUGUAUGUGAGAUAAUAUAAGACAGUGCCUUUCUUUAUUGAAAGUAAAUAUUUUUAAAGCAAAUGCCAGUGUUUAUUUCAGAUUCCUUUAAAGCGUUAUCAAGGAAUCUGGCAAUUUAAAAUGUUUGAAAUAUCUCCACUUAGGUUUCAAUGAACCAUAGGAUAUUUUAGUUCUGAGCUAAAAUCCUUCUUCAGGUUCAGAAAAUGGAGUCUGAUUGACCCUUAUCUCAGGUAUCUCAGGAUAUAUUUGUGGAAGAAGUUUCAGCACUUCAGGAUCCUUUCAAAAUUAUAUAUUGACACAAAGUGCAGCCUUUAAAAACUUGCUUCUCUUAUAAAAAGGAAAUAAAAUCUCUCUCUCAAUAAUUUUGCAAAUUUACCAAGGUUUUUUGGUAGUAAAUAAGAUAAACCCUUUUAUAUAAUGUGGGACAUAAUGAUUUGGAUGCAAACAACCAAAGCACUCUCUAAAGCCACUGCUUAAGGCAUCAGGAGACCAUAUCCUCUUUAAGGUGGCCCAUCAGCAGCAAUCCCAGGUAAGUGUGUGCAGACAAUAGGGAGCAGUCUUUGAAGCAGCCAUGCCAAGCCACCCUGAUGCUCAAGCCAUGGCUUCAGAGAACACCUCCAAAUGAUUCAAGUGGCCUAAUAAUGUUUUGAAAAGUGGAGUGUCUUGCAGAUCUCAAUAAAACAUGCAGCUAAAACAUGUCCAAGUCAAAGAUUCCAAGGAGGUUAAUGUUACCUUGGGCUCUAUGGUAAAUAAAAUAAGCUGGUGAAUAUAUUGUAAUUUCUCUAUAUAUUAAUAUGUGGCAUAUUACUUUUCUUAAGCCAACUGUAUUGUAUUCUGGAAUGUAAAUGAGUAAGAAAGAUUCUAGGAAUGAAACCGUGCAAAAUUAUCAACGUUUUAAAACCAGUUACAUUUACUACUGGAAUUACGAUAUAGGAUUUUGUGGAAUUCAAUAUUCAAGUCAAGAGUGUUCGUCCAAACUCCUCUGAUAUGGCUUUAUUAAUAGAGCUUGAGCACAGCUGGUGUUUAUUUAUUUGCCAUUUUUAAAAAUGUGCUGCAAUUGAACCAUGCUCUUUAUUGGGAAGGAUUCCUCUUUAUAGAAUGUAAGGGUUGAGCAAAAGCUGUGUAUUUUGAAUAUGCAUCUCGGAUGUAUGUAUUACUUUUAAUUUAAAACAAUGAGUGAAGUUGUAUGCCUUAAGUGCUGCCUUUCCAUAUAGCUAAGUGAAUUGCAAACCUGAGAAACAGUUUUCUGAAAUGCAUUUUUAUUAAUAUGAAAUAAAAACCUAUGUUCCCAAAAGUAUAUAUUCAAUU